CGCACCGGCGGCGCCCCCCGCGGGCCCGGGCCCCGCGUCCCCCCCGGGCGGCCUGAGCCGGGGCGGCGGGGCGGGCGGGCGCCGCGGCCCCAGUACUAUGGCCGUGUGCUGCUGCGCGCUCAGUAGCCUGGUGGUGAUGAACGGCGCCGAGCAGCGCCAGGGCGGCGGCCCGGGGCCCGGCGGCGCGGCCUCGCCGACGGCCGGGCCCGCGCUCAGCCCCGGCCGGGGCUCCCCGUUCCUCUUCCCCCCCCGCCCCUGCGCGGCCGCCCGGGGAGCCCCCGAGCCCCGCGGCCUGGCGCGGCGCCCGGCCCCGGCUGAGCGGCCCCGGCGCCCCCGCCGCCUGCGGGGCCCCCGCCGUCCCCCCCCGGCCGCCGGCAGCCUCUCCCCGCCGGGGCCCGCGGACGCCCGGAGGAAGCUGCGGGCCCUGCAGCGCGAGCUCCAGAACGUGCGCGUGGACCGCACCGUGGGCCUGUUCGAGGCGCACAUCCAGGCGCAGAGCGCGGCGGGCCCCGCGCCCCGGAGCCCGCGCCCCGGCCGCGCGCGCUCGCCCUCCCCGAGCCCCUGCCGCAGCAGCAGCCAGCCCCCCGGCCGGGGCCCGGCCCCCAGCAACCCCGCCGACGAGCGCCGGACCCGGUCCUGGGGGGAGCCGUGCCCGGAGGCCCCAGCCGGCAGAGCCGCGCCCGGCCUGCGCCCCUCGGAGGACAAGGGGGCGGCCCCGACGGCGGGCCCAGGGCCGCGGAGGCCGGCCGCUCCCGAGGGGGGAGAGAGCCCUGCCCGCGUCCCCGGUGCCUCGCCCGCAGCCUUGGAAGCGGCCCCCCCUGUGGGAACCGGGAGCCCCCGGGCGCCCGCCUCGGACCCGGCCCGUGAAGGGGCCACGCCUGGCGCGCCGGGUCCUGCCCGCCCGGAGCCGCGCUGCCAGCUCGGGGGCCCGCACCCCUGGGGGGCCCAGGCGGAGAGGAGGGGGCCCAGCCCGGAGACUGGCCCUGCCCCGGCAGGAGAGCCCCCUGGGGGCGUGGAGGAAGGCAGCCUGCCCUGUGGCCGGCCGGGCCCCCGGGCACCACCCCCCGGGGCCAGGCCGGAGGACGAGGCCCCGCGCCAGCCGAGGCCGCCCGAAGACCGAGGCUCUGCCCCCUCGGGGAAGGCCGGAAGUGGAGCCCCAACUCUGGGCCUGCUUGGGGGCAGCCGUGAGACACAGCCAGCCGCUGGGGAGGUGGAGGCCGGAGUUCCCUCGGGCGCCGCACCGGAGCCUUUGCCCCGCUGGGAGGUAGCAGAGAAUGAGCGCGAGCCACGGCGCCUUCCCGGGGACCCGGUGACCAUGGAGGACUCUGGUGUGGCCUGGACGUGUGGCACCGGGGCACGGCCCGCGGAGACGUGGGGAAGCCCCGCCCGGGACGGAGACGCCCACCCCACUGCAGCCCGGCCGGCCGAGGACCAGGACGAGACUCCCCCGAGGGAGAGCUGCCCGACACCCAGCAUCCCGGCCGUCAUCGUCACCGACAUGGGCGCCCAGGAGGACGGGGGCUUGGAGGAGCCCCCGGGGGGCCCCCGGGGCAGCCUGCCCCUGAGGAAGCUCUCCUCGUCCUCCGCCUCCUCCACUGGCUUCUCCUCCUCCUAUGAGGACUCAGAGGAGGACAUCUCCAGUGACCCCGAACGCACCCUGGACCCCAACACAGCCUUCCUGCACACCCUGGACCAGCAGAAGCCGAGAGUGAGCAAAUCAUGGAGGAAAAUAAAAAACAUGGUGCACUGGUCCCCAUUUGUCAUGUCCUUCAAGAAGAAGUACCCGUGGAUCCAGCUGGCGGGACACGCAGGGAGCUUCAAGGCUGCCGCCAACGGCCGGAUCCUGAAGAAGCACUGUGAGUCGGAGCAGCGCUGCCUGGACCGGCUGAUGGCGGACGUGCUGCGGCCCUUCGUGCCCGCGUACCACGGGGACGUGGUGAAGGACGGGGAGCGCUACAACCAGAUGGAGGACCUGCUGGCCGACUUCGACUCGCCCUGCGUGAUGGACUGCAAGAUGGGCGUCAGGACGUACCUGGAGGAGGAGCUCACCAAGGCCCGGAAGAAGCCCAGCCUGCGGAAGGACAUGUACCAGAAGAUGAUCGAGGUGGACCCCGAGGCCCCCACCGAGGAGGAGAGGGCGCAGCGGGCCGUGACCAAGCCCCGCUACAUGCAGUGGAGGGAGACCAUCAGCUCCACCGCCACCCUCGGCUUCCGGAUCGAGGGCAUCAAGAAAGAGGACGGCUCUGUGAACCGGGACUUCAAGAAGACCAAAACCAAGGAGCAGGUCACGGAAGCAUUCCGAGAGUUUACUCAAGGGAACCACAACGUCUUGGUCGCCUACCGGGACCGGCUGAAGGCCAUUCGAGCUACCCUGGAAAUCUCCCCCUUCUUCAAGUGCCAUGAGGUCAUCGGCAGCUCCCUGCUCUUCAUCCACGACAAGAAGGAGCAGGCCAAGGUGUGGAUGAUCGACUUCGGGAAGACCACGCCCCUGCCCGACGGCCAGACGCUGAGCCACGACGUGCCCUGGCGGGAGGGCAACCGCGAGGACGGCUACCUGUCCGGACUGAACAACCUCAUCGACAUCCUGUCCGAGAUGUCCCAGGGCGGCCCGCCCUCCUGAGGCCGCCCGCCCCCCUCCCCGGCCCCGGCUGCCCCGCCUCCCCCCGGCCCCGGCUGCCCCGCCUCCCCCUCCCCCCGGCCCCGGCCCCGCCGAGCUGCACUGUGUAGGGAGGAGACGCCCCCUUCUUCCUCUAACACGACGCCGGGAGGUGGGGUGUCCUCUUCUCUCUGGAACUAGAACCGCCUUCCAGCAGAGGGGCAUCCCGGGCCC
Molecule: messenger RNA, 2830 nt
Organism: Perognathus longimembris pacificus (Pacific pocket mouse)
Lineage: Eukaryota; Metazoa; Chordata; Mammalia; Rodentia; Heteromyidae
Gene: Itpkb
Product: inositol-trisphosphate 3-kinase B
Biological process (GO): inositol phosphate biosynthetic process
Cellular component (GO): nucleus; cytoplasm
Molecular function (GO): inositol-1,4,5-trisphosphate 3-kinase activity; inositol tetrakisphosphate kinase activity
Source: RefSeq, a predicted model, not a curated record